This is a messenger RNA of Rotaria socialis, 1017 nucleotides long. The record is from the annotation of a GenBank genome assembly. Lineage: Eukaryota; Metazoa; Rotifera; Eurotatoria; Philodinida; Philodinidae.
AUGUUAAUAUCACUUGUUAAAACUCAACAAAUAUUGUCUUCCUAUGGUCUUUCAACAUCUCUUGUUUUCGGCAUCGUUGGUAAUAUUCUUUUAAUUUGUGUUCUUGUUCGACGAAAACAUCCGAUUAAUUCAUGUUCACUGUAUCUACUCUCAAUUACAAUAGUUAAUUUGAUUAUUAUACAAUUUAUGCUAGUAUUAGUUAUUUAUUCAGCUAAUAAUCCUAAUCCAGAGCAUAAUUCACUUGUUUGGUGUAAAAUUCACAGCUAUGUUUUUGAUGCUUUAAUCAUGCUUUAUCGUUGGUACAGAAUAGCUUCUUUUGUUGAUUGUGCUGCGAUGUCUAGUCGUCAUGUACGGGUACGUUCGUUUAGUCAAGCUCGCGUUGCUUGUCGAACUGUUCUAACCAUAACAUGUGUUUGCCUUUUAAUACCGCUUCAUUUGGCUGUCUAUUUCCGAAUAGAAUUCGAUCGAUGUGUUCCUCAAUCUGGUAUAUAUGCAAAAAUUUUUAGUAUAUAUUCUAUUUUCAUUUCUGGAUGGAUACCGCCGCUGGUCAUGGCGGUAUGCGGUGCAAUUGCUUAUCGAAAUCUAAAAAGGUCAAGAGAACGAGUACACUCAAGGCAUCUCCAUUAUAUUCAUACUGACAGUUUUGCAAUAAAGGCAAAUAAUGAAAGUAUUCACAAACGGGAUCAACAAUUAAUGUUAUUGAGCGUAUGUGAAAUUAUUCUUUAUGUUUCAACCAAUAUUCUUUAUUCAGUGAAUGUCACAUAUUCAACACUUACAUAUGAUCAUGUGAAAAGUGCCCAAAGAAUCCAGAUCGAAUCGUUUAUUUCUCAUUUUUCACUAGCAUUUCUUAUAAUAGUUAAUAAUGGAGCUUCGUUUUAUCUUUAUUCAAUUAUUUCUAGUAGAUUUCGAAAAGACUUCGAAAGUCUGUUCAGUCAUUGCUUUGAUUAUUGCAUGCAAGUGAAACCUCCGCAAAACAGUCAAUCUACAAAAUUCAAUACUAAAGUUACGAUGAAUUAA